This is a messenger RNA of Micropterus salmoides (largemouth bass), 2550 nucleotides long. RefSeq names its product diacylglycerol O-acyltransferase 1b (gene dgat1b). The transcript has 17 exons. Gene Ontology annotation, biological process: triglyceride biosynthetic process. Bases 207 to 1712 code for a protein of 501 amino acids. The record is from RefSeq and is a predicted model, not a curated record. Lineage: Eukaryota; Metazoa; Chordata; Actinopteri; Centrarchiformes; Centrarchidae. Gene Ontology annotation, cellular component: endoplasmic reticulum membrane. Gene Ontology annotation, molecular function: diacylglycerol O-acyltransferase activity.
CGUCAUGAAUAACUUAAACUCCUACAGUACGCCCAUGGGAACUGUGCGGAAAUGUGAGCUUAGGGUGGAUUGUUUGGCAACCCAGGCACUUCCCUCUCUUCAGCUACUACGCCUGCUACGCUAGUAGUAGCAACAGGCAUGCUACUGUUAAAUUGCAGAACUGAACAUUAAGUAGGUUUAUAGUUGUUGCUUUUUUCUCUGUUAUCAUGGGUGACUCGGACGUGGCCGGGGCCUUGACUCGCAGGAGAAGGGCGACUUUUGCGGCGGGGAGAGGCGCGAGUCUGCUGCCGAUGAACGGGAGGUCUGCGGCGGUGCGUCAGAGCUCAGUGACCGCUGACAUUAGCACAGUCAGUGGUCAGGGACAACGUGACGGUUCACUAUCAAAGAGUGACAAAAAGAAACGCAAGAAUGACAUAAGUGACGGACUCUGCUGCCAUAAGACACAGGAGUCCCUUCUGAGUUCAGCCAGUGGUUACAAUAACUACAGAGGAAUCCUUAACUGGUGUGUGAUCAUGCUGGUGCUGAGUAAUGCUCGCCUCUUCUUAGAAAACUUGCUGAGGUACGGCAUUCUUGUGGACCCUAUUCAGGUGAUUUCCUUGUUUCUGAAUGAUCCCUACAGCUGGCCAGCAGCAUGCCUGGUGAUUGUGUCCAAUGUGUUCAUUCUGUUGGCUCUCUACACAGAAAGGCAGCUGUCGAAGGGUUCAUUCAGUGAACUUCUUGGAUUUCUGGUCCAUUGCAUUUACCUGACAAUCAUGCUAACAUUCCCUGCUGCUAUGGUCCUAUUGGUCCCCUCCAUGACCCCAGUUGGAGGUGCGUUCGUUCUUGGUUCUUACACCAUCCUCUUCCUAAAGCUGUACUCCUAUAAGGAUGUCAACAUGUGGUGCAGAGAGCUGAGUGCUGCCAAGGCCAAGAAACUGGCCAGGUCGCUGUCUUGUCCCUCAGCACAGCACUUAAAUGGAGGUGACCAAAAAGUGUGUUACCCUGGGAACCUCACCAUCAGAGACAUGUACUACUUUGUCUUUGCUCCAACUCUGUGCUACGAGCUCAACUUCCCUCGCUCUACUAAGAUUCGCAUGGGUUUCCUGCUGAGGAGACUGUUUGAGAUGCUGUUCUUCACCCAGAUGUUAGUUGGUCUCACUCAACAGUGGAUGAUUCCCAUCAUUCAGAGUUCCAUGAAACCACUAGAGGACAUGGAUCUGUCCAGGAUGACGGAGAGACUUCUAAGAUUAGCUGUCCCUAAUCACUUGCUGUGGCUGAUGUUUUUCUACUGGUUCUUCCACUCGUCUAUGAACUUCUCCGCUGAGCUUCUCCGCUUUGGAGACAGACAGUUCUACAAAGACUGGUGGAACUCUGAGUCGGUGACAUAUUUCUGGCAGAACUGGAACAUUCCUGUACACAAGUGGUGUCUGCGCCACUUUUACAAGCCACUUCUUAGGAAAGGAUUUAGUAAAAUAGUCAGCCAAUCAGCUGUCUUCUUCUUGUCAGCUUUCUUCCAUGAGUACUUGGUGAGUAUCCCUCUCAGGAUGUUCAGACUUUGGGCCUUCAUGGGCAUGAUGGCACAGCUUCCAUUAGCGUGGUUUGUUGGCCGCUUCCUGCGUGGUAUCUACAGCAACGCUGCGGUGUGGAUCUCAAUCAUCAUUGGUCAGCCAUUCGCUGUCUUGAUGUACGUCCAUGACUAUUACGUCCUAAACUACAGACAAGAGGCUGACUGAUAUGCGUAUGCGCACACACACACACACACACACACAUACCAUCUUUAUCUCACUCUUUCUAGCUGUCUCUCUGGUAUGCACAAACAAAAACAUCAGCACCCAGUGGAGGUAACAGAUAUGUCAGGAUGAACUGAUCACAUUCUGAUCAUGUUUACAUUAGACAUCUUGGCCAUUCUAUCUUUGGGGAUGGUAAGAAUAGCUAACAGGGAAAAUAGUUUUUAUAUUUAAAGUAGAAAUUGUAGAAAAAUGUUGAAUCUUGAAAUACUACUUUAAGGAGAAAGGCUUCGAUGUAUAAAGUGAUAAACUCAUGCAGCAUCUUGCUCAGGUGAUUUUUCUUCCGGUGUCUUUUUAAAACCUCUGACGGCCAGUUGGGGCUGAAAUGUUUGCAGAAUGGAUAAACUAAUAUAUGUGGUACUGCAAAGACCCUUCCUUUGUUUUAUCUUAUAGGGUUUUGCUCCUCUUCAGCUCUGUGCAACAGUAUGAUGACUGUGGCUGAAUUUGAUCAAGUGCCUUUUGUAAAAGUUAUUACAGUGAUUUAAUCCAAUGGGUUUCCUUGUUCCCUUUUUGUGAGCCAAAGGCACCUUAAUCUGUCUAUAGUAAUGUGUGCUGGUAGGAUUUUUUAAUGUACGAUUUUUGUUUUUCUACGAUGUUUUAUUUUGUCAUUUAUUAAAAAGGUGCCGUUACAGUAAUACAUCACUUAUCCAAUCACUCACUUUGUGAAAAAUAAAUUUUUUGUCAUGCUACUAUCUCAUUAGACUGCUGCCCAGUAGUAAUGUCUAAUCAUGUGUCUAAAUACAAUGUAUGUUUCUGAAAAUAAACAUUCAGAGUACAGUUUUCA